This is a messenger RNA of Pseudomassariella vexata, 371 nucleotides long. RefSeq lists its product as uncharacterized. NCBI's taxonomy places the organism in Eukaryota, Fungi, Ascomycota, Sordariomycetes, Amphisphaeriales, Pseudomassariaceae. The coding region runs from base 69 to 320 and encodes 83 amino acids. The transcript has a single exon. The record is from RefSeq and is a predicted model, not a curated record.
AUUUAGGUAACGUGAUCGCGAAGACUACCCUUAGCAUCACAUGCCCAUCACAUGCCCAUCACGAUAGAAUGUCGAUGAGCUUUUUACUUCAUUCUUCUUGUAGACUAUUAGCAACUACUCCCAAAAUCUCCCAAGCUGCAGCGCUCUACUCCUCGCCACCUUCGGCCGGGCACAUUGUAAUCUUCUGCGAGGUGUUGCACGCUAGCUCGGGUUGUUGCAGGAGGGCCCUUCUCUCGUCAAUACUUCUUCUAUUCACCGUCCAGUCAUUCAACUCGUCCAUUCGAUCAACCAUGUUUUUAAACUUGGCAUCCAAUCCAUAAUUUAUUCCAAAUGGCCACUUGCACGCCGCCCAUCGACUGUGGGGUCGCCAU